Messenger RNA from Colletotrichum karsti, 417 nucleotides. RefSeq names its product mediator of rna polymerase ii transcription subunit 21. Gene Ontology annotation, cellular component: mediator complex. Lineage: Eukaryota; Fungi; Ascomycota; Sordariomycetes; Glomerellales; Glomerellaceae. Gene Ontology annotation, molecular function: transcription coregulator activity. The record is from RefSeq and is a predicted model, not a curated record. Bases 1 to 417 code for a protein of 138 amino acids. The transcript has 3 exons. Gene Ontology annotation, biological process: regulation of transcription by RNA polymerase II.
AUGGGCGACAGACUCACCCAACUACAAGAUGCUCUGGACCAGCUCGCUCAGCAAUUCGUCGCGAGCUUCCAUUUCGUCCACCGACGUCACGACCUUGAGCUCCUUGGGCCCAAUGACAAGAUUCGCGAUGUAAAGCAGGAGCCGGAUCAAAAAGAGGUCGACCCUCUCCCCGCCGACGAAUUCAGGGAAGGACUUGCCGAGCUGUCCCGCGACCUGAUUAUCAAAGAGCAGCAGAUCGAGGUUCUCAUCUCCAGUCUCCCCGGACUAGACAGUAGCGAAGCCGACCAGGAGCGAUACAUACAAGAGCUGGAGGAUGAGCUCAAAGUCGCCGAGGCGCAACGUCAGGAUGCGAUCAAAGAGAAGGACCAAAUUCUCGCCAAGCUUGACGAGGUCAUCAGGAGCAUUCGCAGGCCUUGA